AUGCAUCCAUUCAAAUGUGAGAGGAGAAACUCUUGUGUAACUAAUCAGACGGAUUUGACAAGAGGUUUACGGGUUGUAGAAAUGGACAAUAUGUUAUCAAAAAAGUCUGAUCUUACUCUUCCAAAAAAUAAAAGUGAGGAGAAAGAAAUUAUUGAAAGAGUAUAUAACAUGCCAUCAUAUGAACAGGUGGCUGCAGUGUGGGUUGAUGAUAAUCCAUCUGCAAGCAUAAAGACUCAUGAUAUAUUAAUUUAUGGACAUUCCAAUACUGCACAUAGAGUAAAUUAUUAUUAUGGCUGUUAUGAUCCACUUCAAUAUCCAUUAAUAUUUACCUAUGGAGAACCUGGAUGGUAUGAAGGUAUCAAAAAGGUAAAUUUGAAUACUUCAAUAGUCCAUGAAGAUUUCAUACAAAUCAAUCAAAUUGAUUCAGCCGAACAACUUAUAGAGAUGGAAGAUUGUGCUAUGAAGAGAGGCAGACUUCUACAACAAUAUAUAGUGGAUAUGUAUGUUAAGAUUGAAACUGUGAGAUUAGAUUAUUUUCGUAGUGAUUUAUAUCCAUUUUAUAGGCGUCGUGACGAUGGUGUUACUGUUAAGGUCAGAGGAUCUGUACUAGAUAAUAGAUGGGUUGUACCAUACAAUCCUUGUAUUUUAGCUAAGUAUGAUUGUCACAUUAAUAUUGAAAUAUGUUCUUCUGUUAACGCAGUCAAAUAUUUAUACAAAUAUGUAUACAAAAGACAUAAUCGUGUUAAUUUUAUGGUGAAUAAAGAAACUAAUGAGCAUUAUGUUGAUAAGAUUUCGAAUUAUCAAACCGCUAGAUGGAUAUCUGCACCGAAAGCUAUAUGGAGAAUUUUUAGUUUUGAUUUAUUCGACAUAUCUCCUUCUGUAGUUUCUUUGCAGUUACAUAUUGAAGAUGCUCAGUUGGUUACAUAUAAUGAAACAGAUGAUCUAUCAGAAGUUAUAAAUAAAUACUCCAUUCAACGAACAAUGUUAACUGAAUUUUUUAGAAUGAAUAUUUCAAAUGAAAAGGCACGAACUUUACUUUAUAAGGAUUUUCCUACAUACUUUGUAUGGAAUACAUAUUUUCGAGUUUGGAGUCCUAGAAAGAAGCAAAAUGUUAUUGGUAGAAUAGUUGCUGCUAAUCCAUCUGAGGAUCCAAAGAGAAAUCCUCACCUGCAUGCUACUGUGAUCAAACAUAUGAUGUAUGGUCCUUGUGAACAAUUAAAUUCUACAAAUGUGUUCAUAAAAAAUAACCAUACUUAUAAAAACAAGCGUCGUGACGAUGGUGUUACUGUUAAGGUCAGAGGAUCUGUACUAGAUAAUAGAUGGGUUGUACCAUACAAUCCUUGUAUUUUAGCUAAGUAUGAUUGUCACAUUAAUGUUGAAAUAUGUUCUUCUGUUAAAGCAGUCAAAUGUUUAUACAAAUAUGUAUACAAAGGACAUGAUCGUGUUAAUUUUACGGUGAAUAAAGAAACUAAUGAGCAUUAUGUUGAUAAGAUUUCGAAUUAUCAAACCGCUAGAUGGAUAUCUGCACCGAAAGCUAUAUGGAGAAUUUUUAGUUUUGAUUUAUUCGACAUAUCUCCUUCUGUAGUUUCUUUGCAGUUACAUAUUGAAGAUGCUCAGUUGGUUACAUAUAAUGAAACAGAUGAUCUAUCAGAAGUUAUAAAUAAAUACUCCAUUCAACGAACAAUGUUAACUGAAUUUUUUAGAAUGAAUAUUUCAAAUGAAAAGGCACGAACUUUACUUUAUAAGGAUUUUCCUACAUACUUUGUAUGGAAUACAUAUUUUCGAGUUUGGAGUCCUAGAAAGAAGCAAAAUGUUAUUGGUAGAAUAGUUGCUGCUAAUCCAUCUGAGGGCGAGAGAUACUUUCUAAUAGUUUUAUUGAAUUAUGUUAAAGAGCCUAAGUCUUUUCAAGAUUUAAGAACAGUUAAUAACAUUGUUGUGCCUACUUAUCGCGAAGCUGCAUUUUUACAUGGUCUCAUAGGUGGGAAUAAUUAUUGUGAAAUAUUUUUAAAUGAGGCGAUCACCUAUGAAAUGCCUAUAUCAUUGCGUCGCCUCUUUGCUAAUGUGUUAAUUUUUUGCAGCCCUACAAAUCCAGUUUUAUUGAAUUAUGUUAAAGAGCCUAAGUCUUUUCAAGAUUUAAGAACAGUUAAUAACAUUGUUGUGCCUACUUAUCGCGAAGCUGCAUUUUUACAUGGUCUCAUAGGUGGGAAUAAUUAUUGUGAAAUAUUUUUAAAUGAGGCGAUCACCUAUGAAAUGCCUAUAUCAUUGCGUCGCCUCUUUGCUAAUGCUUUAAGAUGCAUAAAUUCAUUCUUGGAAGUUUUUGGUACAAAUAUAAAUGAUUUUGGUCUGGUAGAUUUUGACGUAAUUGUGAAUGAUGCUGAUGUGUUAGCAAAUAUGAUUUUAGAAGAGACUGCAAAUAUUAAUGUUUAUUUUUUUAUUGAUGAACCAGGAGGUACUGAAAAAACUUGUCUGUACAAGGCAUUACUUGUUAUAGUACGAUCUCGACAACUUGUUGCAUUAGCAACAGCGUCAUCGGGAGUGGCUGUUUCUUUAUUGCCGGUUGGGAGAACUGGUCAUUCACGUUUUAAAAUCCAACUUCAAGCAAGUUCUGAUAUGCGAUGUUCAGUAAGUAAACAAUCAUCACUUGGUCAACUUUUACGAAUGACAAAGCUAAUUGUGUGGGAUGAAGCACCGAUGAUUAAUGGAUUUGUUGUGUUUGGAGGAGAUUUUCGAUCAGUGUUGCCAGUAGUACAAAGAGAAACAAAAGAUGAUAUCAUGAAGGCCAGUUUAGUUUUUUCAGAUUUAUGGCAAUAUUUUAUACAACUACCAUUGACUGAGAAUAUGAGAGCUAAACUAAAUCCUUUGUUCUGUGAAUAUUUACUUAGAAUUGGAAAUGGAAUAGAAAGAGAACAUAUAUAUCACAUGAUUAAGUUUUCUUCAGAUGUAAUAAUAGAUUUUGAGAGUGAAUUUGAAUCAUUGAAAAAACUAAUUGCUAUUGUGUUUCCUAAUUUUCGCACAUAUGAAAGAUUUAUUCAUGAGGACUUUUUGAAUAAUCUAACUCCAAAUGGUAUCCCUUCACAUGAACUUGUACUAAAAAGAAACUAUCCUGUUAUGUUGUUUAGAAGCAUUAAUCCUUCAGAAGGAAUAUUGACAACGAAAAGGUACCAGCUAUUGCCCAGAUAUGAGCACGGAAUUAAUAUAUACUUGCAUGUCCUCCAAGGACGACCAAAUAUAGGCGGACAACCAUCAUUCAUGAGCCGCCUCAAUAGUUUUAACUCUAGCUCAAUAUUCUGA
Messenger RNA from Olea europaea var. sylvestris, 3291 nucleotides. RefSeq lists its product as uncharacterized. The transcript is spliced from 14 exons. Gene Ontology annotation, molecular function: DNA helicase activity. Gene Ontology annotation, biological process: telomere maintenance; DNA repair. The record is from RefSeq and is a predicted model, not a curated record. Bases 1 to 3291 code for a protein of 1096 amino acids. Lineage: Eukaryota; Viridiplantae; Streptophyta; Magnoliopsida; Lamiales; Oleaceae.